AUGAGGCAGGAAGAUGGGCAAAGUUGAGUGGCAAAGCCAGGCCUGGGUGAGGGGUUAGUGGAGCCAGGUCUGCGCAUGAAGGGGGCGGGGCAGGCAGAGUUGGGGGGGCCCUUAUCUCCUCAUGAGUUGGUGGUGCUGGUGGAUCCAGUUGCAAGCUCUUUGUGGCUGAAAGGGGAGCCCACGCCUGCCCACAGCCACCACCUGCCUCCCUGCUGCCUGGUCCGUGGUAGGCCAGUAACGCGAGCCCCAAGGAGGGAGCCGCAGGGCGCCCUGGGUCCCCCCUACCCCCAGCCACCCUCUGGCUGGACAUAGCCACCCAGCAGAGCGGAUGCAGGUACGAGAGGCCUGGGGCUCAGGCAGGCUGGGGUGGGUUCGGGCCUGGGAUGGCACACGAGGGCCGCAGAGAGAGACCAGACAGCUGCCACAGGGACCCAGGCUGUGCCCAGAGCCUGGUGUCCACCAGCCCACUGGCCACCACCCACCCUCCCGCGUCUGCAGAGGCCUGGGCUCCUGGGCUCCUGUCCUCCGGGGGGGCUUCUGGUGCUGAGGCCCCAGCCAUGCAGGACAAACAUGGGCAGCCUGGGAUGGGUAGGCUGCAGCCCCCUUGCAUGCCUCCCCCAGGAUGCUGCCGCCAGAGGGUCCCCGGGCCUCCGAAGAGGGCACAGCCGCUGGGACCCAGCGAGGCGACUGCGUCAUCUGCUACUCGGCCUAUGACCUCACUGGGCACCUACCCCGCCGCCUCUACUGCGGCCACACCUUCUGCCAGGCGUGUGUGCGGCGGCUGGACACGCCAGCCCACGAGCAGCGCUGGAUCCCCUGCCCGCAGUGCCGCCAGAGCACACCCACGCCCCGCGGAGGGGUGGCCAUGCUGGACCUCGACCUGGCCGCCUUCCUGGCCGUCAGGGCCGAGCGGGAGCUGCCUCGCACAGAACCCCAGCCCCCCACGCCCCUCAAAGGCAGCACCGCCAUCACUCAGCAGCCGGCCAGGCUUUGCCCCGCCUUGGGCCCCCAGCCCCACUUCCCCCAGCCCAGAUGCUGCUGCUGGGGCUGCAGCGGCCUCUGCUGGGACCCCCCGGGCAGCCCCGAGGCCUGAGCUCCGGCCGGUCUGCAGCACGCCUGCCCAGAACCUCUGGCGCGCCUGCUCAGAACAGCCUGGCAGCAGAGUGUCCCGGGUGCCACUCCGCGUGUUCACCCCGGGGCCACAACCUAAGGUCGGGAGCUGUGUCCACAGUACCGUAAGCCCCUGUAGGAGCUGGAAUCCCAGCCAGGAUUCCCAGGCCCCGCGCUGGUCUGUGUGCAGGGGAGGGGUGCUGCUGUCAGAGUCGCCUGCAAGCCCAGCCCGGGUCCAGACCCAGCUCAGAGGGUGGCUCCUGAAAGGGUCUGGGGCCCAGACCCUGGGGACUGGGCUGCAGGCCGGAGCGGCAGGGCCCGGCAGAAGCUGUUCCCGGUCCUGCGGGAGCAGGUCUCCCCUCCUCUACAGAGCGGCUCAGAGGCGUGAGCCCCGAGGGAGGGCGGGCGUCUCCCUUCACCCCUGGCCUGUGAGGCAGCCCUGCGAUGUUCGGGAGCUGUUUGGGGAGGGUCCCCCGCAGGCACAGUCACUGCUGCCACAGGCGUCCGAGGAGGUCCAGGCCCGGGGUGGGGGGACCUGCCUGAGGGGCUGCUCAGGACAGCCGCUCCCAUGCCAGGCCCUCAGCUUCCUUCUGCCUCCCGGUGGCCACC
Messenger RNA from Balaenoptera acutorostrata (minke whale), 1719 nucleotides. RefSeq names its product ring finger protein 224 (gene RNF224). The transcript has a single exon. The record is from RefSeq and is a predicted model, not a curated record. The coding region runs from base 623 to 1093 and encodes 156 amino acids. Lineage: Eukaryota; Metazoa; Chordata; Mammalia; Artiodactyla; Balaenopteridae.